Molecule: messenger RNA, 1662 nt
Organism: Podospora anserina S mat+
Lineage: Eukaryota; Fungi; Ascomycota; Sordariomycetes; Sordariales; Podosporaceae
Exons: 2
Coding region: 1-1662 (553 amino acids)
Cellular component (GO): Set1C/COMPASS complex
Molecular function (GO): transcription cis-regulatory region binding; protein binding
Source: RefSeq, a predicted model, not a curated record
AUGGCCGACCCAAGCUCCCCGCAACCUCCAAGUGAGACCACGCCUUCCUUGAUCUCUUCUAUACCUCAAAAGCGUGCGCUCCCAGACGACACCCACAGUCCCGCCGUUCCCUCGCCCCUCAAUCCCGAUGGGAAAUCCCAAAAAGUACAGAUUCAGCCACCAGCAGAAGAAGGAACAACCAUGGGACGAGAGAAACGGACGAAAAAGGAGUCUCUCAAAAAGAGAGAGUCCAAGGGCGCCACGGGAGGUGACAGCUCGAGGGCUUCACCAACACCCAAGCCGAAAGAGCAACCUGGUGAGAUGGCGCCCUUGAGAUACAAGCUCGCGCCCCCAAAGAUCACCGACUUCGACCUUCCGCGUGGGCCAGUAUUCACCAGCCAUCACGAGAACUUCCACUACACCCACUGUAUUGCCGAUCCUACGUUUCCUUCCAUGUUCUACUAUCGCAACACUGAGCCAGAACCGUAUGGCGCCCACCUGAAUUUCGAAGAUGCCGCCUCGCACAUGUAUUUCGACCAGCAAGGCACACAUGUGACCUCUGAUAAGGGCUUCCGGAUGGCUCGUGCCAAUGUCGCAGUAAGGGAAGGGCGUUGGUACUGGGAGUGCAAGGUCACUCGUGGAAUUUUGAAGAAAAAAAACGAAGGCGAUCCAGAAUCCCAUGGGCACAUUCGUCUCGGAUUUGCGCGUAGGGAAGCCUCCCUCGAUGCGCCGGUUGGGUUUGACGCUUACAGCUAUGGAAUUCGGGACAAAUCUGGCCAGAAGAUUCACAUGUCUCGACCCAAAGACUUUUUCCCCGAAGGCGAGGACAUCAAAGAAGGAGACGUGAUUGGUCUCGAGAUCCAAUUACCUUCCGAGCGGCUGCACAGAAAAGUCGUUCAAGGGCACUACAACCCGGCUGUUGAUCUCAUCGCUGAAGACGAAGGCCAUCCCGACGGCAUCAGCGAGUACCCCAACAUCAUCCGCGACCGUAUUCCGAUCCGCUUCAAAGCUCACAUCUACUUUGAAAAGAUCGACUACCACACCACCAAAGAGUUGGAAGAGUUGAUGAAUCCAAGUUCGGGACCUAACAAUUCCUCCGAACCUCCCAACCCGAAUCACACCUCUCCAGCGUUGCGCACCCUUCCCAACUCAUACAUCAAGGUCUACAAGAAUGGGAAGUUUAUGGGUACUCCCUUCACCGAUCUGUUAGCUUUCUUGCCCCCAGCGUCAAGAAUGGUGAACAACCAACAAGCUGGCGGUAGCGGUGGGGCCGGCGUGUUGGGCGGCAGAGAUGUGCUUGAUGAUGGGUCGGUGGGGUAUUAUCCUGCCGUGAGUGUCUUUAGAGGAGGUGCCGUUGAGUGCAAUUUUGGGCCCAAUUUCUGGUAUCCUCCGCCUGAAUUUUCACAGCAACAACCGCAAGGGGAGGAUGUGAUUGUGGCCGAAGGUGAUGCUAGCCAGAAGCCAGAAGCGGGAGAAAAUCAGCCACGUGCAUUGGCGGAUAGAUAUGACGAGCAAAUAGUAGAGGACAUUCUCUAUGACAUUGUCGAUGAGGUUGGCUUCUGGUCUUUGGGGCUGGGGAGAGGUGGGAGUAAGGAUGAAAAGUUGGCUGAAGGAGGGACAGGCCUUGCUAUGCCACCAGGCGGUGGGAGGGAGGAGAUCAAGGAGUUGGUUCAGGAUGAUUAA